UACUCCAACACCAGAAUGACAUGGCAAGAAGCUCGAGAAUGGUGUUGGAGUCAUAAUUACACCGACAUGGUGGCCAUUCAGAACCAAGGUGAGAUUGCCCAUCUCAACGAAAUUCUGCCCUCGGUUUCGGGAUAUUACUGGAUCGGCAUCCGCAAGAUGGAAGGCAGCUGGACCUGGGUCGGAACCAAGAAACUGUUGACUGCUGAAGCUGAGAACUGGGCUAAAGGGGAACCGAACAAUGGAGGGAACAAUGAAGACUGUGUGGAGAUCUACAUCAAAAGAAUGACAGAUGCAGGGAAAUGGAAUGACGAGUCUUGUUUGAAGAAGAAGACCGCUCUUUGUUACACAGCAUCCUGCCAACCCGACUCCUGCAGUGGAAAUGGAGAAUGUGUGGAGACCAUCAAUAGCCACAAGUGUGACUGCUUUGAAGGUUUCUAUGGUGACAAAUGUGAACAUGUUGUGAAAUGUUCAAAGGAUAACGUUACAGCCCCGGCCGACGGCAAUUUCAAGUGCGCACACCCACAUGGAGAUUUCUCGUACGCUUCUCAGUGCGAGUUCUCCUGCGAGAAGGGUUAUCAGUUAACUGGCUCAACAACUAUGCGAUGCACAGCCUCCGCUACCUGGUCAACGAGCCCGCCAUCGUGCAAACCUGUCAAAUGCGGCGAGCUUCAGGUUCCAGAUCAUGGUUACAAAAACUGUCACGACCCACUAAGCCGUUACUCCUACUUGUCCGCCUGCGAAUUCUCUUGUGAAGAAGGAUACCAACUUAGGGGCUCCAGCUCCGACAGCAAAACCCUGCGCUGUCAAUCCUCGGGACUCUGGAGCGACUCACAACCUCUUUGCAAAGCUGUUCAGUGCCCAGAGCUGGGGAAACCAGACAAUGGAGAGAUCAGCUGCAGUGAGGAAAGUUUCCAGUAUGGGAGCAGCUGUACUUUCAAGUGCGCCGACGGUUUUCGCUUGCAAGGGGCAUCAGAAAUCAGAUGCACCGAGUCUGCACAGUGGAGUCAGGAGAUACCUACCUGUGAAGCCGUCCGCUGCCCUGCUCUCCAGACCUUGCAGAUGGGCGCUGUGACCUGCUCCAACUCUGACCUGACCGUCAGCUCAGUCUGCAACUUCAACUGUGAUGAGGGAUUUAUCCUGCAGGGGGCGCUGAGUAUGGAGUGUACAGAGGCAGGACACUGGAGUUCUGACAUGCCAUACUGCGCAGCAGUGGAAUGCCCGCUAAUCCCAGAGCCAGCCAACGGCUCCAAAAACUGCACCUCUGAGGCCUCGGUCUUUGGAACUCUCUGCUCCUUCGACUGCGACCAUGGAUACCGUCUCCACGGCCACGAGAAUGUAACGUGCAACCAGCAUGGUAACUGGUCUGGAGAGACACCUACAUGCAAAGUUGUCCCUGGGCCACCGGUAGCCAGCAGCACCGUAGCACUGGCAGCAGGAGGUGCUGGCACCCUGUCGUUCCUCUCACUGGCUGCCUGGCUCCUACGCAAACUGAAGAGGAAAGAUAAGAAGUUUGAACUGAACAGCAACUCAGACAUCGAAAUUCCUCCUCAGGUAUACAAGAACAGCAUCGAUAAUUUGGCAAUCAUUCAGAACGACAAUGAAAUCGAUUAUAUCAGAAAUAACUUGCCAAAGAAUGUGGACCGCUACUGGAUUGGACUGACGAAGACUGAUGGGAAAUGGACGUGGCUUGGAACGAAUAAAUCGUUGGUGGGAGAGGGGUACUGGGAUGUUAACGAACCGAACAACAGACUUUCAGACGAAAACUGCAUUGAGAUGUAUGCCAACGGCCAAAAAUUCGGCAAAUGGAACGAUGAAUCGUGCACGAAGGAGAAAAUUGCGCUAUGCUAUAAAGCCCAAUGCAAUCGCACUACAUGUGGCUAUGGUGAAUGUGAAGAGACUGUCAACAACUUCACCUGUGUGUGGAAUACGGAGUGUCCCGGUCCCUAUGAAGAAGCCCUCUCCUCCUCGCAGGAGAGUGUGAGGAAGCGCUUUGACAGGAAAGCAGUUGAGCGACAGUCUCAGCCCGGCGAUCAAGUUUCGGUCCUAUCGCCAAUGCCUGGGUCUUCUCUUACCGCCCGUCUCUCAGGCCCGUACGUGGUGAAAAGUAAAGUGUCUGACACAGAUUAUGUCAUCUACACCCCUGAACGGAGGAAAAAGACACGGUUGUGCCGUGUUAACAUGCUCAAGCCCUAUCAUUCCGGGGAUGCUGCUCGGGGGGAGCAGGAAAAAACUCCGGAGACUGCUGCCCCCGUCCUGCUGUUCCUUUUGAGUGGAACGAUGAAUGUCAACAUGCCUUUGAUGCUGAUGUACAACCAUAACCAGCGGUUGAUGCGUUGGGCUCUACUGGUGCAAGGCUACAACAUUGAGAUCAGACAUAAAAAAGGGACAGACAACAUUGUGGCUGACAUGGCUUUGUGGGCGUCUGGUGGUGGAUUCUGUGUGGGUUUGUUGAUGAUCACCUGCAUCGGUGAGAAAUACGUUCAGGCUUGGACAUACCACUACUACACGGAUGUCAACAGGGACUGGGACACAGCUCGAGAGUGGUGUCAAAAACAUCACACCGACAUGGUGGCCAUCCAAAACAAAGAGGAGAACGUCUACCUCAAUGAAUACCUACCUCGGCACCGGGGGUACUAUUGGCUGGGGAUCAAACAGGUGAAGGGGAUCUGGACGUGGGUCGGCACCCAGAGGCCUCUGACCAAAGAGGCGGCAAACUGGGCCCCGGGGGAGCCCAAUAACCUGGGGAUGGAUAGCGGUAUGGGUUGCGUGGAGAUGUACAUUAAGCGAGAGCUACACACGGGGAUGUGGAACGACGAGAGCUGUAAGAAGCUGAAGGCAGCCCUGUGCUACACAGUGACAGCUCCACAGGGAGGCAAAAUGAACUGUUCUCAUCCUGAAGCCCACCUCAGUUUUGGCUCUCACUGCAGUGUGAGCUGUGAACAGGGCUUUGUGCUGAAAGGGGAGUCAGAAGUGGAGUGCACUGCAUUUGGACACUGGAGUCAGGAGAUGCCCUCAUGUCAGGUUGUCCAGUGUGGGUUCCCCUCUCUCUCAUCCUCUCCUCUGUGGCCCCUCCUCAUGAACUGCUCUCACACACACGGCAAUUACAGUUUCGGGUCCACAUGUGAUUUCCAGUGUGAUGAAGGUUUUGUGUUGAAUGGGAUCAGUCAACUCACCUGCACCUCUACAGGACUGUGGUCACACUCUCUGCCCACCUGUACAGCUCAACAGUGCCCCCAACUGACAGCUCCACAGAGAGGCAUGAUGAACUGCUCUCAUCUCCACUCUGACUUCAGUUUUGGCUCUCGCUGCAGUGUGAGCUGUGAACAGGGCUUUGUGCUGAAAGGGGAGUCAGAAGUGGAGUGCACUGCAUCUGGACACUGGAGUCAGGAGAUGCCCUCAUGUCAGGUUGUCCAGUGUGAGUCCCCCACUCUCUCAUCCUCUCCUCUGUGGCCCCUCUUCAUGAACUGCUCUCACACACAAGACAGUUACAGUUUGGGCUCCACAUGUGAUUUCCAGUGUGAUGAAGGUUUUGUGUUGAAUGGGAUCAGUCAACUCACCUGCACUUCUACAGGACUGUGGUCACACUCUCUGCCCACCUGCACAGCUCAACAGUGCCCCCAACUGACAGCUCCACAGAGAGGCAUGAUGAACUGCUCUCAUCUCCACUCUGACUUCAGUUUUGGCUCUCGCUGCAGUGUGAGCUGUGAACAGGGCUUUGUGCUGAAAGGGGAGUCAGAAGUGGAGUGCACUGCAUCUGGACACUGGAGUCAGGAGAUGCCCUCAUGUCAGGCUCAACAGUGCCCCCAACUGACAGCUCCACAGAGAGGCAUGAUGAACUGCUCUCAUCUCCACUCUGACUUCAGUUUUGGCUCUCGCUGCAGUGUGAGCUGUGAACAGGGCUUUGUGCUGAAAGGGGAGUCAGAAGUGGAGUGCACUGCAUCUGGACACUGGAGUCAGGAGAUGCCCUCAUGUCAGGUUGUCCAGUGUGGGUUCCCCUCUCUCUCAUCCUCUCCUCUGUGGCCCCUCCUCAUGAACUGCUCUCACACACACGGCAAUUACAGUUUCGGGUCCACAUGUGAUUUCCAGUGUGAUGAAGGUUUUGUGUUGAAUGGGAUCAGUCAACUCACCUGCACCUCUACAGGACUGUGGUCACACUCUCUGCCCACCUGUACAGCUCAACAGUGCCCCCAACUGACAGCUCCACAGAGAGGCAUGAUGAACUGCUCUCAUCUCCACGCUGACUUCAGUUUUGGCUCUCGCUGCAGUGUGAGCUGUGAACAGGGCUUUGUGCUGAAAGGGGAGUCAGAAGUGGAGUGCACUGCAUCUGGACACUGGAGUCAGGAGAUGCCCUCAUGUCAGGUCGUCCAGUGUGGGUUCCCCUCUCUCUCAUCCUCUCCUCUGUGGCCCCUCCUCAUGAACUGCUCUCACACACACGGCAAUUACAGUUUGGGCUCCACAUGUGAUUUCCAGUGUGAUGAAGGUUUUGUGUUGAAUGGGACCAGUCAACUCACCUGCACCUCUACAGGACUGUGGUCACACUCUCUGCCCACCUGUACAGGUAAGAUGAACUGCUCUCAUCUCCACUCUGACUUCAGUUUUGGCUCUCGCUGCAGUGUGAGCUGUGAACAGGGCUUUGUGCUGAAAGGGGAGUCAGAAGUGGAGUGCACUGUAUCUGGACACUGGAGUCAGGAGAUGCCCUCAUGUCAGGGGGUGAAGAAAUCUUUGAGCGCUGAGCUGCUGGCGCACAUGGCGGUUGGGGCAAGCAUCGGUCUCGGGCUGGGACUGCUAAUAUUGCUGCUUUUGAAAUCAAGUUCAAGGGAAAAACAAACACUCCAGACCAAACACUGCUGGGCUCUCCUGCUGUCGGCCCGCUCACACACCCGCUGUUCUCUCCAUCCUCACCCCCGGCAUCCUGCUGCAGAACGGGCACCCGCUCCAGAGCCUGCUGGCUUUGGGCACAAUGCCUGCAGUCACAGACUGGCCUUUGUCCGCUAG
Molecule: messenger RNA, 4995 nt
Organism: Chanos chanos (milkfish)
Lineage: Eukaryota; Metazoa; Chordata; Actinopteri; Gonorynchiformes; Chanidae
Exons: 28
Coding region: 16-4995 (1659 amino acids)
Biological process (GO): synapse maturation; regulation of protein kinase C signaling; cell adhesion
Cellular component (GO): membrane; neuronal cell body; endoplasmic reticulum
Source: RefSeq, a predicted model, not a curated record